AUGGUCUCACUUGCCACCAAGAUUUCCAGAGAGGCGGCAAGGCUGGAGACGUAUAUGAGAGACCACGGUGAUACGAUGCCCGAUUUCGGCCCAGACUCAUCACCAGACUAUCCUUCGCUCCCGGACGAUAUUGCUGAGAGCCGACGGGUCGUCAUAUCUGCUUCGGCUGAGCUAUGGGAUCUGGCCACCGGGCCCAGAGAAACUCUCAGAUAG
This is a messenger RNA of Gaeumannomyces tritici R3-111a-1, 213 nucleotides long. RefSeq lists its product as hypothetical. The record is from RefSeq and is a predicted model, not a curated record. The transcript has a single exon. Bases 1 to 213 code for a protein of 70 amino acids. NCBI's taxonomy places the organism in Eukaryota, Fungi, Ascomycota, Sordariomycetes, Magnaporthales, Magnaporthaceae.